AUGGUGUUCAAUUUCGUUUCACAUGCAAUUUCCAUAGCCGUUGGUGCUAUUUAUCCAUCUUUUCAAACGAUCAAGGUGAUUCGGGAAGGAAGCACAGCAAUGUUGAUCAAAUGGUUGAAGUAUUGGACAGUGUUCUCGAGUAUGCUGGUCGCUGAUACUGCUCUUGAUGCAUUAUUAUUAUCUUACCUUAUCCCAGGCUAUACACUCCUGAAAAUUGCUCUUCUCGGAUGGGCGGCAAGUCCGUACACGAAUGGUGCCGAAAUUAUUUUCGACAAGUUCGUAUUACCCUUACUGGAAUCAUAUGAAUCGGAUUUCGACGCAUUCACAUCACGUGUGAUAUCUGCUGGACAAGGGACAGUCGAACGAAUCUGGAGCAAUGUCCUUGCUUGUACACGAGAUGCAGUGUUCAGUAUAAUGUGGAGGAGAGAGUCGCACUCAUUGCAGUAUCAACGUUCAGUUCAAACGCCAAUCAGAACUGUGGUGGAAGAACAAGAUGAGGCAGACGUUGUACUGGACUACGACAACCGCAGAAUUAAGCCGGAACCGGUUGAUUAUGAUGAAGUGUAUUUUAAUGAGAAUGAAACAGGAUCGAUUGCGGAUAGUGAUGUUCAGCCUAUUGCCAUGAGGACGAGACGCUCAGGGAAGCCCAGAAAGAAAAUAGCUAGCAGGACUGGAGGGCGAGGCGACUUACCGUCAAAUCGACAAGUGAAAGCAAGAGGUUCACGUGCAAGAACUCGUAAGGUGGAAAGUGACCUGUCGGAUUAA
Molecule: messenger RNA, 765 nt
Organism: Anisakis simplex (herring worm)
Lineage: Eukaryota; Metazoa; Nematoda; Chromadorea; Rhabditida; Anisakidae
Source: the annotation of a GenBank genome assembly